This is a messenger RNA of Arxiozyma heterogenica, 822 nucleotides long. It is a transcript of the gene BUD23, whose product is annotated as 18S rRNA (guanine1575-N7)-methyltransferase. Gene Ontology annotation, cellular component: nucleolus. The transcript has a single exon. Lineage: Eukaryota; Fungi; Ascomycota; Saccharomycetes; Saccharomycetales; Saccharomycetaceae. Gene Ontology annotation, molecular function: rRNA (guanine) methyltransferase activity. The coding region runs from base 1 to 822 and encodes 273 amino acids. The record is from RefSeq and is a predicted model, not a curated record. Gene Ontology annotation, biological process: rRNA (guanine-N7)-methylation.
AUGUCCCGUCCCGAAGAAUUAGCUCCACCAGAAAUCUUUUAUAAUGAUAAAGAGUCUCAAAAAUAUACAUCGUCCACAAGAGUGCAACAUAUUCAAGCCAAAAUGACUCUUCGUGCAUUAGAACUAUUAAAUAUUCCAGAGAAUAGUUUUGUUUUAGAUAUUGGUUGUGGGUCCGGUUUAUCUGGGGAAAUAUUAACCGAAGAAGGCCAUAUCUGGUGUGGUAUGGAUAUUUCACCAAGUAUGUUGGCUACUGGUAUAACAAGGGAAUUAGAGGGUGACUUAAUGUUACAAGACAUGGGUGUAGGGAUACCGUUCCGUGCAGGUACAUUUGAUGCAGCAAUUAGUAUUAGUGCUAUUCAAUGGCUUUGUAACGCAGAUACUUCAUAUAAUGAUCCAAAGAGAAGACUGUUACGGUUUUUCAAUUCUUUAUUUGCUGCGUUGAAGAAAGGUGGUAAAUUUGUGGCACAAUUUUAUCCAAAGAACGAUGAACAAGUGGAUCAAAUUCUGCAAGCUGCUAAAGUUUCUGGGUUUAGCGGUGGUUUAGUUAUUGAUGAUCCGGAAUCUAAAAAGAACAAGAAAUAUUACCUUGUUUUAACAUCUGGUGCACCAAGAGCUUCAGAGGAACAAGUCAAUUUACAUGGUGUCACAAUGGAUGCACAGGAAGAUAGUAAGAAUCUACAGCGUAAAAAAUUAAGAAAGGGCAAAGAAAUAGAAUCAAAGAAGAAUUAUAUUUUAAGGAAAAAGGAAUUGAUGAAAAGACGUGGGAGAAAAGUGGCUCAUGAUUCUAAAUUUACAGGUAGAAAAAGAAGGCCAAGAUUUUAA